AUCAGAGCAAGGCUGCACGUAUCUAUAUAUACUUAACUGAUAACGACUUAAGUUCGAUUAUGUAGUGCUUAUUCUGCCGACCGCCCAUUCACCUGCCUGUAAUUGCGACCUUCGAGUCUUCGAACUUUUGCAUAUACAGAGUUCACAACACUCGUUGGCGGAUAUUGCAUAUAGGACAAGCUGUUGCCCUUGACAAUUUGGGACCGUUACUCCUACUUCCGCGCCUCACCGGCAGCAGCCGGGGCUGUGAGCGAUGGGCUGUGGCUCAAGCAAAGGCGCUGCAGAGGUUACACCAACUGCGCUGCGAGAAUUAGAGCCUGAACCAGGGACGGAGUUUACGCCAGAGAACAAGCCACGGCAACCAGAGCAAUCAGAUGAUCAAGUCAAGGUGAAAGAGUCGAGGGAAGUAGCCAAGCGUGUUGACAAUAUCGUGAAGUCAUCAGGCGUCAGUGCCUUUGAUGAUGAUGGAGACGCUAAACAGGAUACAACGGCGACGCCGGUGGUUGUCAGGGCUGUCGCUGCACAGCCACCCCCUCCCUCAACACCCCCCGUCAGCGCCUAUAAAUCCCCCGCGGAGAAGUCGCAAUCAAUGCGAAACAACUUCAUCACGCAACCGCCGGGCCCAACAGCAGAGGAGGCCCUUGACUCGCCCUACUUCCCCGAACAGGUAACACUUGACGUUGGGAGCUGUUCCGGCGGCGCUGUCCCCAGCCCAACUCAGCCCCUGGCGCUCGUGCCAAGCGCCUCCAGCAGAACCCCCUCCAGCAGAAACCCGCUCCCCGCGCCCCUCACCGUGGAGCCCCAGCAGCGGCCCCAACCCGAUGAUGACUCGACCUCCGGCGCCACCGCCCUCCAGCCCUCUACCUCCCUGCAGCCCGCCACCUCCCUCCAGCCCUUCGAGGCCCCCCCGGAGUCCGCAUCCACCUCACCCAUGCCCACCGCCUCCUCCGCGCGGCACCAACACGCGUUGCAGCCCCUGCCCGAGUCCCCACAGCUGCCGCAGCAGCUCCCGGACCCCCGACCCCCACCACCCCUGCCCCAGCAGCCAACACAGUCCAGACCGCACUCCGGGCGGCAGGGCCCAGCGCUGCUGCCGCCGCCGGCUGCUGCACAGGAGGAGGCUGCUGCGGCGGCCCAGGCUGCUGCUGCACCUCCCCCGCCUGCUGCUGAUGACCCCUGGUCCAGCCUGCAGAGCCAGUACCGCAUCCGGCAGCAGUCGGGCAUAGAAGCUGAGCCCGGGCGCCCAGGUGGCGGCGGCGGAGGAGGCGGUAGUGGUGGUGGCGGCAUCAGGGGCUCGGCGCGCGGUCGCGGAGGAGCCCUCCGCGGCAUCGCGGAGAGCAGCGGGGAGAUGCUGGUGCUGGGCGCAGAUGAUGAUGACUUUUACAGCGGCGGCGGGGUUGGUCGUGGAGGCGGCGGCGGCAGUGUUAGCAUGGGGCUUAACAGUACGGGCCGCUCCGGAGGGCGCGGCGCGGGGCCGCUGACGAAGCCCGGGUCGCAGCCUAAGAAGGGCGGCUGGGGCACCGGGCAGAUGGCUCGGGCAGGGGAGUUGAUGCUUGGGGAAGACGACUGGUUGGAGACGGAUCGGCCGCCCCCGGGUGUCGGCGCGGGUGCUGCGGCUCAGCAGCAGGGCGGGUUCAAGGCUGGGUCGUACGGCGGCGGAGGAUACGGCGGUGGCGGUGGAGGCGAGGAUGCUGGCAAUGAAGAGGAUGAUGAGGUGCCGGCGCCGCAGCUAGUCAAGAAGCAGGGGGCCAAGGACGACGUGCAGUUCGAGGACAUUGAGGACGUGGACACGCUGCUGGAGGAUGAGCUGGAGCAGAAGCAGGGCAUCAGCAACAAGGACCUGGCGUCCAAGCUGGCAGCCUACGAGGCGCAGUUCGGGGAUGACGAUGACCAGGACGCGCCGCCGCCCAGAAAGGGCCCCAAGGCGCCGGCUGGCGGGCCUCGCACCUGGACCCAUUGACAUGUCUGCGCCGUGGUUGGAGGCGGGCAUGUCUGUCCUGCCCGUAUUUUUUUCGUUAUGUUUGUCACUGUGCAUGCGUAGAUAGACGUCUGCAUGGAGCACAUGGGGUAAUGCUGAUGAUGUUGGAGCCGUACACGGUGUGUUGCUGUACAUUUUUGGAGAUGCGUACGACAGCGAUGACAGGGCUAGGGUCUGGCGCAGAGCCCCAGCUGGUCGGGUCGGUGGCUGUAAAGUGAUUGAGGCUAGGUGCGGUACAGGCCGGACGUGAACGACUGGUGUGAUGGCCGGAGCGUUACGGAGCGUUGCUGUGGGGUCUUCAGGAGAUGGGGGAGCGAUAGGCUCGGCAGGGGAUGCAUGGGAGCAGUGGGGGGAGUGGGGGCAGGCGAAGCUCGGAUGAAAGUGGUGGUGGUGGUACUGGUUGCAUCCAAGGCGGGUGCGCUCUCAUGUGUCCUGCGCGUGUGCCUAUGGAAUGGUAGCGACCAGCGGAGGAGAGGGACUGUACGCGCCUCGGAAGGUAGAUGUUUUGAGUUGUUAUUCGGAAGCGCGGUAGGUGUACGGAAAUUUAGGCGCUCCGGUGUUGCCAGGUCUGGAUAGCUCAUGGCAUGGCAGGUCGGCGAGGGAGGAGUCGCGAGAGGAACAUAAAGGGCAUAUGAGGGGUGGCUGGUGGCUUGCAUGUGAGUUUGCGCCACUCUAUAUGGCGAUACCUGUGGUCAUGUGUGGCGAUCCGCGCAUUGUGCGAACCCGACUCGCGUGCAUUGCUGAUGACGGCUUUGGUCCGCUGUAGCAAGACGACUGCCGUGUACGGCAACCAUCGAAGGGGCUGUGCUAGUUUCUCUUGAGGACGUGGGCCCAAAACGGGCCUACGCAAGUAAAGCGGCAAUGUGCAUGCGGCGAUGGCUGGUAAGUAUAAUAUGUAUGGCAGGUCUAUGUUGGUUGUGUGUUUUGCCUGAAUUGUACAUAUACUAGGGGCUGUGUCUGUCUUCUCUUCGUUUGAGGUUUAUGUGCUGGAAGCAGAGAAGGCAUCAGCACAACCUGACAUGUAGUCGGUAGGUAGGUAGGUGUAUCGUCCUCGGCCGGAAUGCCAUUGGCGUAUAGGUAAUUGACCGCUGCUGAGAUCGUGCUUUUACGUAGCGAGCGAGCAAUUGAUUCUUAUGACGUGACGUUUGUUUUUUGCGUCGAUGCUGUUGUACCCUACUUCUUGGCCGGGUCCGGGCCUGACACGUCGGAUCAACCGUUCUCGCGAAAAACACGAAGCACACGAACAAUCGACUGUAAAUAGUAUUUGAGCUCCCUACUGUCUUUGUAUUCUUGGUGUAUCUAUAUUACACAAUAGGCGGGGAAGCUGUCUGGCAUUGCAAGCACCGAACCAACAGUUGUCGACGGCAAGUUCUGACAGCAGCUAUGGCGCGCAAGAAGAUCCGGGAAUAUGACGCAAAGCGCCUUCUUAAGGCGCACAUGAAGCGCCUUGCUGGCAUUGACCUGCCCAUUCAGGUCGUUCAAUUUACAGCGGCUACAAACCCGUCGGACUUGCUUAACGCCAACCCAUGGAUGGCUAGCACCCGACUUGUGGUCAAGCCAGAUAUGCUCUUCGGCCAACGCGGAAAGCAUGACCUCGUCGGACUUAACCUUGACUUUAACCAGGCCAUCGAGUUUGCUAAGCAGCGCCUGGGCCGCGUUGUGACGGUCAGCGGCUGCAGCGGCCCCAUCACCACCUUCCUCAUCGAGCCCUUCGUGCCGCACAGCUCCGAGUUCUAUCUGUCCAUCACCUCCACCCGCAGCGGCUGGGAGGUGGCGUUCAGCGAGGCGGGCGGCAUCCACAUCGAGGAGAACUGGGACAAGCUGCGCACCGUGGUUCUGGACACCUCCGACGGCCCGCUGGACGGCCCCCGCGCCGCCCCCCUGCUCGCCUCGCAGCCCCUGGAGCUGCGCCCCUGCCUGGAGCGCUUCCUGACGGCCGCCUUCGCCGUGUUUGACGACCUGGACUGCAGCCUGCUGGAGAUGAACCCAUGGACUCUGGACGCCUCCGGCCAGCCCUUCCCGCUGGACAUGCGCAUGGAGCUGGACGACACGGCGCGAUUCCGCAGUGCAGCCAAGUGGAACCUGCCGGCGGGGGAAGAUGGCGAGCCUCAGGAGCUGGAGUUCCCGCUUCCCUUCGGCCGCCAGCUGAGCCCCGCGGAGGCGGCCGUGGCGGCCCUGGACGAGGCCACCGGCGCCUCCCUCAAACUCAGCAUCCUCAACCCGACCGGCAGGGUGUGGCUGAUGGUGGCGGGCGGGGGCGCCUCCGUCAUAUACACCGACACUAUCGCCGACCUGGGCUUUGCACAGGAGCUGGGUAACUACGGCGAGUACAGCGGCGCCCCCACCACCGCCGAGACCGCCGCCUACGCGCGCACGCUGCUGGACGCAGCCACCGCCGCCCCGGACGGGCGGGGUCGCGCGCUGCUGAUCGGGGGCGGCAUCGCCAACUUCACGGACGUGGCGGCCACCUUUGCGGGCAUCAUACAGGCUUUGAGGGAGAAGGCGGCGGCGCUGAGGGCUGCCAAGGUACGCAUCUUCGUGCGCCGCGGCGGCCCCAACUACCAGGCGGGUCUGGCGCUGAUGCGGGAGCUGGGUCCGCAGCUGGGGCUGCCCCACCCGGUGGCGGUGUACGGCCCCGAGGCCAGCAUGACGGGCAUCUGCAAGGAGGCGGUGGAGUGGCUGAGGGGGGAGGCGUGAGUGGGUGGGUGAGAGGAGUGAGGAGCGGGGGGCCAGGGGGCCGCGGGAGGGAGGUGGGGUGAAGGAGCGGUACAAGGUGAGGUGGCAAAGGGGGCGUUGCAGCCGCACCAUGGAUGGUUGCUGUUGGAAUAGCACGCUGCUGCGUAGCGCUCGGCAGCAUGGGGUCGUUGUUUUGUUGGUCGGUGGCACAAGAUGCCGUAGCGCGGCAGUGUUGGCUGUUUUAAGCGUUGACUGUUUGUUGUGGUAGCAGCAUGAAUGGGGCAAUGAGGCAAUUGCGGAAAGGUCAACCGACGAGAAAAAAGCCAGUGCAUAGUGUAACUUCCAACAUCCAUUUGACCACUAGCUCGUUUGCAUCUUCGAACUGGAAAGGACCUGAUGAUGAUGAUGAUGACGAUACGUAUUUGGUGCUAAGGAGGGUUGAACGGCGCUACUUGUAGUACAAAACUAUGUACCGUGUAAGAUACCGUAACUUGCCGUACCACGAUUAUGUGUGUACACUAUUGCUUGUUGGACACCUCUGCAGGGGGCGGGCCGUCUCGAGGGCCGUGUUGGUUUGUGGUUGGUGUGUGCCGGCAGGACAGGGUUUAGGCAGAGGAGGCGCGUCCUUGUGCCCACUUUAUUUUGAGCCGCAUAACGGGUAAUGGUAAUGGGUGGGUGAUUGGUGGAUAGGUAGGGCUCGCAUGGCGUGGGGCAGUUGCUGCAGCGAGGGUCGAAUAUGGCUCGAUGCGUUUAGGGCGCGUUUGGGGUAGUUUGGGGUGUCAUGGGGGGAAUGCCUUUCGCGGAUCGCUCGUAUGGAGCCGUAUGUAACCUGGCGUUACACCUGGCGAAGUUUUGUAAUGUAACCGUACCUUUUUUA
This is a messenger RNA of Astrephomene gubernaculifera, 5531 nucleotides long. Lineage: Eukaryota; Viridiplantae; Chlorophyta; Chlorophyceae; Chlamydomonadales; Astrephomenaceae. The record is from the annotation of a GenBank genome assembly.